CCGCGCCGCCGUUUUCCUUUGCCACGGCCUGGUCGGCGCUGGCCGGAAAAUCCGAUCCGGUGUCGGCAAGGCUCGAGCGAUGGCAACUCUUCACUUCGGCCAGCCCUGCUCGACGUCGGCCGGGAACUUUUCCACUGCGUAGGCGCGACUCAUUCGUGGGAUUCCGGCGGCACGGGCGCGGCUGAGCUAGAGCAAUCCCUCGACUGGGCCGCGUACUGGCCGAUACUGGCAGACGAACGAGACAGCUUCCACAGAGGCGUAGGCGUACAUGUUGUUGCUGCUGGGGUCCACUCUGUUUCUGGACAAGAGUGGAAACAAGGUUUGGUCGGUGGUGAACCUCUUUUUUUUAUCCCUUCGAGCAGGUAUCUGAGUACAGUUGGACGUCAAGAACACUUGCUUGGUUGUACAAACAGCUUGGUUAGGGGUCUCGAGCUGGUGCUAGGGGGUUGCUGGUUAUCUCACACUUUUGCAGUGUUGGAUCUACAAUUACUGAGUCUCAAGCCAUCGCACUUCUAUCCAAUCGUCGUUGGAUCAGAUGAGUCUUGGGCUUCACGAUGGAUUGGGCUGCCGACACCAGCUUCUGUGGCUUAUCCUAGUGUGAGGUUGGUGUUCUACCGACAAGCUCUGGACAACUUGACCCCUGCUGAUGUGUGUUGGACACCUUUCCAUCAGCAACCUCACCAAGGCUGCCUCCACCGCUCCGCCAUAGAUCGUGGCUGCUGA
Messenger RNA from Linum tenue, 723 nucleotides. The record is from the annotation of a GenBank genome assembly. Lineage: Eukaryota; Viridiplantae; Streptophyta; Magnoliopsida; Malpighiales; Linaceae.